AUGAAUGAAUUAAGAAGUUCAAAUAAAAUGGAACAUAACCAAUUACUACUUGUAGAAGAAAUAUUGUCAGCAUCUAAGAGGAAAAGUGAAAGAGGAAGAAGAUACAAUAAAGAAUGGGUUAUGUUGUGUAUGUUCUUUCAUAUUCGGUCACUGUCUGGAUAUGCAUACCUUAGAAAUAAUAACAUUUUGCCAUUACCAUGUACAAGAACCAUAAGAAAGUACUUAUCAAUAAUAAAUACUUCUUGUGGUUUUGACCCAAAGUUCUUUGAAAUUUUUAAAAUGAAUCUUUCAACAAAACCUGAAAUGCAAAAACCUGGUUUAUUACUGUUGGAUGAGAUGAGUGUUAGAGAAAGCAUUUCAGUAAAUUCAAAGACCGUCACUUAUUCUGGGUUAAUUGAUUUUGGACCAAAGGAUGAAGAUUUAACCAGUUUACCAAAGCCCACUUCCUUAAACGAUAAGGCAACACAUGCCUUAGUGUUUAUGUUCCAGCCACUGGCUGGCAAUUAUACACAGCCAAUAGCAGUGAUUGCCCAGUGGCCAGUUAAAGGGGUAACACUUGCUCAACUUAUCAUUAAAGCAACUAUUUUGUUAGAAAAAUCUGGUGCAUAUGUUCAUGGGUUUAUUGCCGAUGGUGCUCAAACAAACAGGAAAGUUUGGAACGAAUAUGGUUUAAGAGGCAAGCUAAAUAAUUGCCAAAACUAUGUUGAACAUUUUGUCGAUCCAGAAAGAAAAUUUUUUGCAUUUUCGGACACACCACAUUUGCUAAAAAAUAUCAGAAAUCGUUUUUAUAAUAAAAAAGAACUUGAGGUAAGUGUAACUUGA
Messenger RNA from Macrosiphum euphorbiae (potato aphid), 822 nucleotides. The record is from the annotation of a GenBank genome assembly. NCBI's taxonomy places the organism in Eukaryota, Metazoa, Arthropoda, Insecta, Hemiptera, Aphididae.